UGAAAAUGAUGGAAACUGCCAAAGACUGCACCAACAGGCUUGGGGCCCAAGCAGCUCUAUAUAUCAUCUCCACCUGCAUCCUAGCUUACUGGAUGUAUCUGUUCAUAGGAAUAGGUUUCUUGGUCGGAGUCAGUUUUGGGAUAACUUCCUUGCUUAUCUUCGAGCUUUAUAUUGCUUAUAAAAUUUUCAACUAUGAAGACUAUCUGAAAACAUCUAAGGACAUAGAAGAUAACAGGCUUUUCUGGAAAUAACAGACUUGAAGGCUAUCAGGAGCUGAUUGAUAAAGAUAUCUCUGAGCUUGCAAAUAAUAGACAGACUACCGAACCUAAAGAAUCUUUCGCUCUAGAUAAUGACGAGCCAGGCCAUAGGGAAGAUGCUCAGGAAUUCGACUCACCUGUAAGGACGCAGAGCGAAAAGAUGAAGCGCAAAGUUAUUGAAAAAUCCCUUCAUGAGCUCAACGAUAAGAGCUCUGACAUAAUGCUCACCAGUGGCUACGCUCCUCUGUACAGGAAGGAGAGCCGAAGGAUGAUGAACAGGAUCAUUCACAAGAACGAUGACAAAAACUUUGAAGUCCAAUUUCGUUCACGCUUAAACAAAUCACAGAGUUAUAUCAGAUACUUCAUUGAGCUGUACAGCAGAGUGACUGAGGUUGAGUUCCAGAUGAAUUUCAAAAACAUUGUUGAUCAAAAGGCCAAGUACUCCCUCACUAAGAAAAAGACGUUUCAUAUCUUUAAGAAGGAUAGUAAAUGGGUCCAGGUCAGGUAUCUUCUGAAGAACCUCGAGCACCUCCACCAAGAGAACGCCAUGUUCAUCGAGAAUGCAAUCAAGGGCCAGCUGGAAGCCUUCCUCUCAGCGAAGAGUGAUGAAUUCAGAACCCUUCAGGAUAACUAUGAUAGCUUAAAGAAAGAAAAAUACUCCACACUAGACCGACUUGAUACCCUCAAACUCAAAUAUGAAGAGUCAAAGACCGAGCUUGAAGAAACCUUACUCAAGUAUGAAAAAGCUAAAUCUAAGGGAAGCAGCUCCUACGAUAAGAUUUUGGAGAUGGAAAUGAAAGCCAAACUUGCUCAAAAGACUCUCCAUGAUCACAACACCAGCAUUGUUGAAUCUAAAGAAAACAUUAAAGAACUAAGUGGUGAGAUGAAAAAUCUUAAGGAAAUCAUCCUAACCUGCUUAUCAACUACCUGCCAGGAUAAGUUACUAACAUUUACAAGUACGGUGCAUAGCAUGAUCGGAGCCUACAUAGACUGUUUCACAGAAGCAGUCUCCAUUAUUGAGCAUGUUUUGUUCACAGACCAACAGGAGUCAGGGUUAGUUCAAGCUGAAAGGCCUUCAAUCGUAGUACGAUCAUUAUCGAAUGUAAACAAUCUAUUCAAAUUUGCAUCUCCCAUUCGCAAAGGUCAAAACUACGAUGAUCUAGUACAAGAUGAUAAUUUUCAAACGAAGGCAUCUAUGACGAUCAAAUCAGAAGCCUUUAUGAAUCUUCUCAAAACCACUAUCAGCGAGAUCAAUCUAGUCCUAGACAACGUUGAAGAGGUUGAUUAUGUCAUUCAAAACUGCAUGUCAACUUUUAUCGAUCAAAGUAUCAGGUACGAAAAGUUGCAUUCCAUCAAGAAGGCUUACUAUGACGAGGAGACCAAAAAGAGCCUCGAAUCUGUCAAUGAAAUCUUCAUUCACCUCUCUCAUAGUUUCAAAAAGUGGGAGCUCCAGUAUGAUCUCAAGAAAGAAAACUAUAAAAUUCAAGAAAAAAUCAUAUCAAUUUCUAGAAAAUGAGACCUUGAAUCUAAGCUCUUCAAGAACGAACUCAGCUGUUACAGCAAAAUAGAGGCUAAAAACAGGAAGGAGCUCACAAUUGAAGCUUUCAACACACUUCAAAAUAAGUACGAGAAAUUCAAGAGUUGCUUCGUAGAAGCGAUAGACACCAUCAAGGAACUCAAAGAGGUCAUGAAUGACAAGAUCGAUGAUGUCCGGUACGCUUUCAUCGACCAGAUCAAGAGCUUCUACGAGCUUGAGAUUGAGAAGCUCAACCAGAUAAACCCAAAACCUCUAGAGUUUCAGGAUCCUAACGAGGAGAGCAAGUCUCUCGUCCAAUCUCUGGAUAUCAUUGAAGAGGAAAAGCAAAAUAGUUCUCCGUACAAAAUGGAAGUAAACAUGGGGAAUCUCUCGGAUUGUGUCAAUGAUAGCGAAGACGACCUUACUCCAAAAAUCAAUGACCUCCGAAAGUAUUCAGGUGAGAAGAAGUUUUCCCAAAGCGUGAAGGACAUCACCAGGAAAAUUAUAGAUUUUAAUGCUUCAAACAUUGAAGAAAUUAGUAGCACUAAUUUCAACGAUUCCAUGCUUGAGAUUUCCAUGUCAAACAACCGCAAGAAGGACUCCAUUGAUGAGGACCAAUCCAGCAUGCUCAAGAUCACAAAUACAUCCAAAGAAAGAAAAGGGACCACUGAAAUCCAAAUACUAGAGGUCGAGGAAGAAGAGAAACAGCAUAAGGAAGAGACUAAAAAGCUUGUCAAGAUCGAAACAGAUGUUGGUGAAAUUUCAGAACCUCAGAACCUGCCUCCUCAGGACGUAGAGACAGCCCAUUGGCUUAACCAACUUGCUAAGGUGGUCUACUAUUGGUAUACAGAUAAAAAAUCUGAUGAACUAAAUAAUAUAUUAUGCAAACAACUCCACAAGGUAUAUAAUGACGAUGAAAAGCCUGAAUUCAUAGGAGAAAUCAAAGUGCUUGAUGUUGCUAUCGGUGGCAGUGCACCAACCUUCUUCUCAUUCCAAAAACUGGAAUCUGACGACCAUCAAUUCUUAGGAGACGUAGACCUGUCUUUCAGAGGAACUGUGGAUAUCACUCUUUCCACAGAAGUACAUCUAAAUUUCCGGAAGACCAAUUACGCUCUGAUCCCUAUAACUCUUAAAGUACGAGUCCAGAGUGUCACCGGGAAGCUAAGGAUCUUUCUCACUCAAGAUUUUGAAAGGAUGAACUGGUAUUCCUUCGUCGGGCAGCCACAAAUAAAAUUCUCAAUUGACCUAAUCCUUGGGAAGGACAACAAAUUGUCGUUCUCUAUAUUCCCAAAAAUUAAAAAAUUCAUUGAAGAAAUAUUCCAAAAACAGCUGUACAAGUUCGUAUUACCCAACAAGAAGAGGCUUGAGAUGCCCUUCUUCCCUGAUAAGAAGUUACUUUAUUAA
Messenger RNA from Moneuplotes crassus, 3177 nucleotides. The record is from the annotation of a GenBank genome assembly. NCBI's taxonomy places the organism in Eukaryota, Ciliophora, Spirotrichea, Euplotida, Euplotidae.